This is a messenger RNA of Cydia fagiglandana, 3421 nucleotides long. Its product is annotated as heterochromatin protein 1-like. NCBI's taxonomy places the organism in Eukaryota, Metazoa, Arthropoda, Insecta, Lepidoptera, Tortricidae. Gene Ontology annotation, molecular function: chromatin binding. The record is from RefSeq and is a predicted model, not a curated record. Gene Ontology annotation, cellular component: pericentric heterochromatin. Bases 145 to 975 code for a protein of 276 amino acids. The transcript is spliced from 7 exons. Gene Ontology annotation, biological process: chromatin organization; negative regulation of transcription by RNA polymerase II.
AAGCCGUUUUACUUUUUCCCUCCUAUUGCGUAUUCGACGUAUAUUUUCGGCGUUCUAAUUUCACUGAGACUUCGUGUUGUUCAUCAGUGUUUACAAACCACUUGAAGGUUCUUAGCCAUAAUUGUUUAUUUCAAGAAAUUUACAAUGCGUAAAGUAUCGAAAAGCCGUGCGGACGACGAUGGCAUUUCAUCUGCCAACGGGUCGGUAAUAAAUGAUGAUCGGUCUGAUACACACUCUGAUCAAAAUGAUAAACUUAGCGAGUCUGACGCUGAACCCAGAGGCGAAUCCGAAGAAAAAGAAGUGACUAAAAAGGGGAAGUCUGCUAAAAGCAAAAGCAAGAAAAGAAAAUCGGAGAAAGAGGAUAAUGAUGCCGAAGAAGAAUACGAGGUGGAAAAAGUGGUUGACUCUAAGAAGAUCAAAGGGAAAUUGCAUUAUCUCAUUCGCUGGAAGGGUUAUUCUGCUGACAGUGACACUUGGGAACCUGAAAAUACUCUUUCUUGCCCUGAGCUCAUCAGCAAAUAUCAUGAGGAAAAAGGCAGUUCAACUAAGAAAAAAGAAUCAUCUCCAAAGAAAGGGAAGAAGAGAGGAGCUAAAAAAGAAAAAUCAAGCCCUAAGAAGGCUAAAAGAGCCAAAACUGAGUGGGACAGUGAGAAUGCUGAUGAAAAUGCUGAAUAUGAGGUUGAUCGUAUCUUAGAGGUUCACCAUGGCAAGAAUGGCAAAAGAGAGUUCCUGAUCCAUUGGAAAGGAUGGUCUAACAAAUUUGAUUCUUGGGAGCCUGAAAACAAUCUCAACUGCACGGACUUGAUCAAUAAAUUUAUGGAAAAGGUGGAAGCAGCCAAAUCCACAGAUGCUCGCAGUUUAAGAGUGGCACCCGGCACUACAAACCGCUUUACCUUACAAGCCCCUUCUUCAGGCCGCAGACUCAGCAAGAGGCGUGGUCAGAAGCAGAGAGUUCGUUACGACGACGCUGAAUAAUGUUUAUGACCUCCCAUAAGACGAAAGCAGUAGGACCUUCUUCUUUCUCAAUCGGAAACCGGGAAGUGGAUCCAAUUUAACUUGCAAGAUGUGAUUACAGACCGACAACGGGACAGGUGAAACUAAAUAAAAGCUUGUAAAAAUACUUUGUCAAUCCCUUGACAAUCUAAUUUGAACCUUUCAUGAACCAUAUAAAGUAGCAUUUCUUUUGUUUCAUUGCUGUUUAAAACAAACGAAAUUAGUUCCAAUUUACUUAUAUAGUAAGGUUCAAAUUAAAAAUUGGUAAACUAUGAUAAGUCUAAAUAAAUGAAUGAUUUUAUUUAUGAUAAGUCUUACGGGGUUAACAUACAUGCAAUUAAGUAGUUGUCUCAUGGUUGUUGAAAUAGGUAUCUCAGUUAUUUUGAACAAUAAAGGUAAAUUCGGAAAAUUAAAUACCAAAUUAAUAUGUUUUACCAACUACAACAGACCGACUCACGUACGUAACUCAGCAAAGAGCUAUGAAUGUUCCCGAACCGAAAGUUUAUUAGGGGCAUUAGGGCAGUUUCGAAAGUUAGCUUUAAUACUUAUGUUAUUGAGGGUGAUUUUCGGCAUUACGAAAUUCUGAAGUAUUUGUAAUUUAGUUGAAUUACAUGUCUGCAAUUUUACUAAAUCUGAUAGCAGUGGUAUUUGGCUUCCAAAAAAUGGCAAUACAUAUGUGUAUGUAUACUUACAUCUCUAUACUAUAGUCAGUCUCAUCGGGUCAUGGGACUGAAAGGCUUAUAAAAAGAUAUAAAUAUAUGUUUUAAAGUGUUUUUUUUUUUCUAGGAAUAAGGAUUUUUUUAUUGCAUAAGGGUUUACAAUAAUUGCACUGACAACUGUUGUUUAAAUUAAGAGUUUGAAAUAAAAUCAGAACAUCGCGUUCCAAUGAUUUAUGUCUGUAUUUGCGUAGUCUUACUUGAGGAUUUUGCUUUUUUCAAUAAAAAUACACUUGUUUUUAUUUUCUAUGCUAAAAAUAAACAAAGUAUAUUGACGGGUUACCCUUCGAUAAAACAAUUAUGGUCUAUAUUAAUCUGAUAAAAGUACAGGCUAGUUUAGUUAAAUGGUGUUACAAAAUGUUUAAAAAAGGUUCUUUUUUACUAUAUUUUUACUACAUUGUGUAGAAGGCUUUUACGCUUCAAGAGACGAGGCAAGCCCUAAAAAAAUAGCUAAAAGGCUCGAGUCUUUUGGAUCACUAUGUAUUUUACUUUCCAUGACUUGUGGAUGUGUAAGAUAUUGUAGUGGCUGUCACUUUUAUGACACAAAAUAAACUAUGUGUCACACACAUGGGCUAUUUGGUACGAGUAUAUUAUAUGGUGUGUUUGUUUGUUCUAUCUUUUGGGGCUAAAUAUGUCGAAAUUUUUAAAUGUGUAGUGUUAUUUAUGUUACUAUUUACAGUUAGGUAAAAGUUAUCGAGCUGUCUCAUGAGAUACUUGUGCAAAACGACGAAUAUAAACAUUAAUUUACGAGCCCCGAUACACAUGUUUUCGUCUAGUGAGACCAUUUUUUGAGGUUCUUGCGUUUGUUCUAAAAUAAUGUUUUUGUUUAAAAAAUACUAAUAUUUAAUGCUUAUACUAAUGUAAUUUAAUUUUAUAUGGUAAUACUCUGCAAUAACUAAAUCCAAAUACAAGAAAUGCCGUUUGUACUGAAAGACAAAAAAAAAGAUUUUUCAUUUUUUUAUUGACGGGUAGGAUUACAACAUAUGUGAAAAGGGCUAUUACUAGGGAAAGCAAUAGGGCUCUGCCAAUGUACUGACAAUUUUGUUUCGAGCCCAUGCAUGCAGCACUGCUGUAAGAGAGGACAAUAUGAUUUGGACAACGUUUUUGAACAGUCCUUUUUUCAGCAAUAAAAGUCUCAUGCAAUUUUAUUAUACGAUCAAAAUAAACUACAUUAAACAUUGCUAUUAUGGUUCCCAUUCGUGGGUCAUUUUAUGUUCAUGUGUAAAAUUUAUUAAAAUGAACAAAAUUGUUGCGUGGAACUAGACGAAAUAAUUUGCAUCGGGGCUCGUACUAUAUUCUAUUAUAUAGCAUUUUUGGAUAGGUACUUGUGUAAUAUUUAUUUGCAUUUUUUUGUGUAUUCAUUAUCAUUAGACAAAAAUGCAAAUGAAUAAAUUAUAUAAUGAGCCGGUUGACCAUGAAGAUCGCAGGCUUUUAUGUCUUCUUGCAAUAAUGUUAAAAUAGUCAAUUUUGCUUGAUUAUCAUAUUGUAGUAACUUACGAUCUUCAUCCAUGGCAUAAGUUCUGAUUUGUACAUGCACUUUUUUAUUUACGGUUGCAUUUAAAAGAAUUCACUAUUUCAUAAAAAUAGGUGUAAGAUAUGAAUGUGUAAGUAAUAAAGUAUCCCGAGUGCGUGUCUCAUUUUUGACGUGACCGGUGUAUGUUUUCAAGUAUGUCUAUUAUUUCUAAAUAUAAAUAGUUCAAUAUAAGAAGUAG